Truncatella angustata is the source of this 1296-nucleotide messenger RNA. RefSeq lists its product as uncharacterized. Bases 356 to 1060 code for a protein of 234 amino acids. NCBI's taxonomy places the organism in Eukaryota, Fungi, Ascomycota, Sordariomycetes, Amphisphaeriales, Sporocadaceae. Gene Ontology annotation, biological process: translational elongation. The record is from RefSeq and is a predicted model, not a curated record. Gene Ontology annotation, molecular function: translation elongation factor activity; guanyl-nucleotide exchange factor activity. Gene Ontology annotation, cellular component: cytosol. The transcript is spliced from 4 exons.
UUACGGAUCCGUACAUGCACAACGUUAGUCUAACCUUGCAGGGGACUAGUCUAGUCCGGACACACAGUAUUAACCUAGUACAUGGUAGAUUGCAAGUAAGCGAUGGGGGUCCUCUCCUGGGCUCGAGCGCCAAUUUUCACGGGUCUUCUCCCCCUCCUUGGCUGGCAGGUUGGGCCUAAGUCAGUAGGGUCAGGUCAGUCCCUCCAUCUCAUACCAAAAUUUCAGAAAACAACCCCGCCAUCAGUCAAUUCUUCCGUUGCCCAUCAACGACUUCAAUUUCUCUGCCCAGUUCAUAAAAGCCCAUUUCGAUAUCCUGUGAAACUUUCUCUUCUCGUUUCCCACAUAAUCAAUCACCAUGGGUUUCACCGACGUUCUCACUGAUGCCGGCUUGGCCGUGCUCAACAACUGGCUCCAGACCCGAUCAUACAUCGUCGCCGCUCCUGCCUACGCUCCCACCCAGGCCGAUGUCCAGACCUUCAAGGCCCUGAAGUCCUCCCCAGACGCCACCAAGUACCCCCACGCUGCCCGCUGGUACAAGCACAUCGCUACCUUCGAGGAUGAGUUCGCCACUCUCUCUGGCGAUGCCUCCAAGCCCUACACCACAUAUGGCCCUGAUGUCGCCGAGGUUACCUUGAACCCCGCCAAGGCCCCCGAGAAGGCUGAGGAGGAGGAGGACGAUGCCGAGGGUCUCUUCGACAGUGACUCCGAGGAGGAGGAUGCCGAGGCUGUCAAGGCCCGCGAGGAGCGCCUGAAGGCCUACAGAGAGAAGAAGGCUGCCAAGCCCAAGACCAUUGCCAAGUCCAUUGUCACCCUCGACGUCAAGCCCUGGGAUGAUGAGACCGACAUGAAGGCUCUUGAGGCCGCCGUCCGCAGCAUCGAGAAGGACGGUCUGGUUUGGGGUGGCUCUCAAUUGAUUGCCGUCGGUUUCGGUAUCAAGAAGCUGCAGAUCAACUUGGUCGUCGAGGACGAGAAGGUCUCCAUCGACGAGCUUUCCGAGCAGAUCACCGAGUUCGAGGACUACGUCCAGUCCGUUGACACUGCUGCCAUGCAGAAGCUGUAAGAGGCUUCGCACUGGAGUCGGGAUGACACUUAAAAAAAAAUCUUAAAUAUGCCAUGAUGAAUGACUCGAGAGACACGAACCCUGGUUGAUUGAUGAUCAAUGACGGGCGUGUAAUGACGUGAUGUGUGGUGGGCAUCAAAAGAGAUAUUCGGCGAUAGUUCACCAAUAACCCAUAGACUACUCUGAGCCAAAUCAAGAAAGAUGCUCAAGUCCAGACUUAAACCUUCCAAGUCUUC